UGGCUAUGUCUUUAAUUGUCAAAUUCUCAUAGACAUUAUUCAUUUUAAUGGAAUGUUUUUUACCUACAUAACGUGUCACUAUCUACAAUUUAUAGCAUGUGGCGAUUUAGGUUAUAUCAUCAAUAUUUUUGAUCGCCAUAUCAGCAGUGAAUCGGUUAGAUUAAACAAACUCAGCACUCAUGUUACGAAAUGAAUAAACUCCAUUGUAUCACGUACUUAAGAAAAUGAUGUACUCUUGUAAUAUUAUCUUUCAAUUCAACAAUCAUUCUUAUUAAAAAUACAUAACAAGCACUGCAGCACUAUUGCAUUCCUACGUGCAUAUACUCGCUUAUCAGACGUACAUAUGUAAAUGCAAUUUCUUGAGCAAAUUUCGAAUCCCAUACAAAUGAGCAAACUUAACCAAUGUAUUAAAAAUCUAAUUAUUAUUAAUUGCCGAUUACUAAAUGAAGGUAGCUAUUAUUAAUAUUUUAAUGAGAAGUAAAAUCAGUAAUCAAAACCUUGUUGGAACGAUCAUUUAUUCAUAUAUACAUAAAUGAAACAAACUAUUUGCGAUAAUAUCUUUUACUAAACAUGUUGAACAAAAAGUAUGUAGACCUGCUAUGUGUUACUUAGCAACGGAUAGAAAAACAAUUUUCACUUGGCGUAUGUUUCAUUGUGAAGCAUGGUUAUUACAUAAAAAUAAGACGCUUUUUAGUGGUUAGUAGUCAAAAUUUUAAGUACAUGAAGUAUUAUUUAAUUUUAUAUAAAUCUAGUAAAAAAUAGAGCAACAACUCCGCCUGAGAAUAGUGGAAAACACGAGAAAUGAUGAAAUGGAAUAGAAGCGAAACUAGCCUAAAAAGUAGUGCGUACAAUCAUAAUGGGCAAAACUAUUUUGAGCAAUUGACAGCGUACAAUUCAAUGAGUUCGCACUUACGCCGCGUUUUACUUGCAAAAUGUGUUAUCGACUCGAGAAACAAAAACUGUACAAGCAGAAAAAAACAAUUCUGCAAACAAGUUGAAUGCAAGCCGCAUUUUACGAAGAGAAGGAUUACGAAUGACUUAAUUGACCGAUUAGCAUACGACAGUUUGCAUCAUGCAGCGGAUAUUUUACGAAUACAUUACAAUUCAAGAUAUUUACGUCGUGAUGGAAAUCAAAGGUAUUUCUUUGAUACUUACGAUUAUGAUGCAAUUCGUUCACAGUUAAGUUUGCACGAUCACACAAUUUGUUCAAGAUCACCGAUAUUCAAACCAAAUAAGUUAGAAACAUUUACAUACAGUGAUAAACAAAUGGGCGAACAAAAGAGAAAAACUAUGUUAAAGGGACAAGAAAUGUCGCAUCAUCGACACGAUAGAGAUUCGAUAUUUUACGAAAGAGUUCCCGAUUUUCCAACGCACGAGGCUGAUCAUCCCUCGACUGAGGUUGAUUCAACAAGACGUAACGAAAACUUUGAAACUAAUACGAAACCGGAUUUAACGUUAAACCAGAAAAUUUGCGCAAAAGAGGAAGAAGCGAAGUAUGUAAAUUUCGUAUACGAAAUCACGCACGAUAUACUAUAUAAUCGUUUGUAUACCGAUGAACAGUUGCGGGAGGUAUUCAAGAAGCACUUGGAAAGAAAUAAAGAAUUUCUAAAUAUGAAUAAAAUGAUAUACGAAAUCUAUCAGUUGAAGCUCGCUUUGGGUGUUCCGGACGAUUCGGAUGACGAGGAAUUGGAUAUUCUUAUUUAUGACCGACGAUUUUCUAAUAAUGCUGAUCCUCGACCUCCCACGCCUCCUAAAGUUUUGAACGAGAACAAAAUCAUAGAAAAGUUAAUGUCGUUUCAGACAGAGAACAAUGAAAAGAAACGUAAAUCAAGCGUUACCGAUAAGUCUGUUGUAUUAGUCGAUGCGAAUCCUGAAUUAAUCCUAACUGAAAGAGAUGUGCUUACAUCGUUGAUAGAAUUAAAUAUCAAUCCAGACCAAGCAGAGAAAAUUUAUAAAAGGCUUUCUGCCAAAAGUCAAGAAUUGAUUCACAGAUUCACGGAUCUGGCACAUGAGAAUAAUCAACAGAGAACGGAACAAUCAAACGCUAAUGAAACAAUGAACAUAAAUGAUUGGCUUGAUUCCAGUUUAAUAGAAUCAAAUAAUUCAAAUGAAAUGGACGAUCAAGAAAAAGGUUCUACGACACAUGACCUGAUAAUGCAGGAAGACAAAGGUGUACAAAUUUAAACAACAUUUCGUCCACAAUCUAAAAUUAUAAAGAAAAUUACAGAUCCUAUAACAGUGCUCGACAAAAAGAUCGAAUUACAAUAACUGUCUUCAUAGAAACGAACGUUAAUUCAAGGAAAACAUUUUAUUCGUUGCAUGUUUUUUUGUUAUUAGAGAUAAGUCUUACUACGACAUCAGUUCUUUAUUGAGUUUGUAUCCUACAUAUCAACAAAGACAAAAUAUGCAGUGAAAAAAUACACGUUUCAGAUACACACAUAUAAUUACAAUAUAUACGUGGUCCAUUUAAAUAAUAUAUAGUAUUUAUAUAUUAAACGUAUAUAUUACAAUUAUAGACGUAUGUUUACACAUUUUUAUAAUACAGUUGCUUUAGACAUUGCACAGACACUGUUAUGUUUGUGUACGUAUUGUAUAUUACACAAAAGUAUACAUAGGAUAUAAAACUAAAACGGAUGUUUUCUUAUUAACAAUACAUCCAUUUCUUAUGUUAUUAUACAGAUCCGAAUGUG
Messenger RNA from Nomia melanderi (Alkali bee), 2690 nucleotides. RefSeq lists its product as uncharacterized. Lineage: Eukaryota; Metazoa; Arthropoda; Insecta; Hymenoptera; Halictidae. Gene Ontology annotation, cellular component: axoneme; ciliary basal body. Gene Ontology annotation, biological process: microtubule cytoskeleton organization. The record is from RefSeq and is a predicted model, not a curated record.